Molecule: messenger RNA, 669 nt
Organism: Cynara cardunculus var. scolymus (artichoke)
Lineage: Eukaryota; Viridiplantae; Streptophyta; Magnoliopsida; Asterales; Asteraceae
Product: heavy metal-associated isoprenylated plant protein 47-like
Exons: 3
Coding region: 70-471 (133 amino acids)
Source: RefSeq, a predicted model, not a curated record
CCACAACCUUCUCUAAAUCCUCUUACUCCAAAACACAGACUCAGAUCAGCAUCAAAUUCAUACAUAGAUAUGGCCAAGCAAAACAUCGUUGUGAAGGUGGCCAUGAUCAACGACAAGAAAACUCGUAAGGCUCUGAAGAUCGCCGUUGGUGUCUGCGGCGUGGAAUCAGCGGCCUUGAUCGGUUCAGAUAAAGAUCAAAUCAAGGUGACUGGGGAAGGAAUCGACUCAGUCGAACUCGCGAGGCUGCUAAGGAAGGGCGUAGGAUGCACAGAGCUGGUGAGUGUUGGUCCAGUUGAGGAGAAGAAACCCGCUGUCACUGCUGCUGCCGCCACUCAAACGCCAGCUAAGGUGGUGCCAGCUACGGUGGUGCCACUGCAAGUUUAUCCUCACCAUUAUAGCUGCUAUGGAGGGCCUUACUACCAUGUCUAUGAAAGUCCCUGCAACGACAAUCCCUCCUGCACCAUUAUGUAAGAUUGCAUCAACUGAAAUAGUGUAAAUUGAGAGAAACCAAAACAGAUUAAAGGCCGGCCUUUGGGGCUCAUCGCUCGCUAYUUGAGUUUUUCGACGCCAAUGAGGAUUUCAUGUGUAUUAUUUUCAAGGUCCCACGGAAGAGUUGAUGUACGUGCAAGAUGACCCAAACAUCCCGUGUUUGAUUUUGUAUUGAUAKUU